Molecule: messenger RNA, 1049 nt
Organism: Esox lucius (northern pike)
Lineage: Eukaryota; Metazoa; Chordata; Actinopteri; Esociformes; Esocidae
Product: ladderlectin-like
Exons: 6
Coding region: 94-591 (165 amino acids)
Molecular function (GO): signaling receptor activity
Source: RefSeq, a predicted model, not a curated record
CCAGAGAAGAGCUGAUCUGACUCUUGGCUACUGGAUCUUCUGACUGAAUGCUGACUGAAUCCCUUGAAUAAAGUUGGGAACUUGUAGGAGACAAUGGCAAUGUUGAACAUUCUUAUCCUUCUCAGUUCUGUAGUUGCUCUGGGCAACACAAAUGGAGUGGAGGAGCAGGAGGAUUGGGGAUGUGGUAGAUCAUGUCCCUCUGGUUGGACUGAAUACAACUCAUAUUGUUACAUCUACAACAGCACUGCGAGGACAUGGUCCCAAGCUGAGCAAUACUGUCUGUCCCUUGGAGGAAACCUGGUGUCUAUUCACAACGCUGGUGAGAAUGAGGCUGUGAAGGAUGUGGUGUUUAGAGCAACUAAUUCUAACCCCGCAAUCUGGAUUGGUGGAUCGGAUCUUUAUGAGACCAAGGUGUGGUUCUGGAGUGACGGAACCACAUUUGAUUACAGUAACUGGUCGAGUGGAGAACCCAAUAAUGGUCGUGGAGGCAUAGAGCAUUGCGGUCAAACAAAUUAUAAAGGAGCUGGAUACUGGAACGAUAGAACCUGUGAAUCACGCUUGCCUUGUGUGUGCAAACUCAGACACCAUUAAAUCCUGCAAAACAUCAACAAAUGCAACUCAACUGUGUCAAUUAUGAGCACUUUAUGGUGAAGUCUUAAUCAUUUUUUUAGUUGAUUACUUGCUAUAAAAGCAACAUUACAAAAUGUUGACUAAUGGUUUUGAGGUUUGGUGUUAAUAAAACAAGUGUUAAAGUAUUUCACCAAAAUGUCUAUUUAACAUGUAGUUCUGUGUUUUUCCACUUGAUUUUCUUUGCCUAUUACUAUGUCAGAUAUAGACAUGAUAUAGACAAUGGCAUUGGCAUUAUUGACUAAUGCAGGGUUUUUCCUGGCUCAGAAUGGGCCUUUGGGGGAUGACUACGCAUGACAGUAAGCAUGAUUGGUCCGCAUAGAGUAAAGGCUAUGAGUUACCUUAUGAGUGAAAUCUAUGCAUUUUCUUGUUAUUUCUGACCAUUUGAUAAACAAAAAUGUCUAUCAUGCUUGAAUAAAUAA